This is a messenger RNA of Vicia villosa (hairy vetch), 1405 nucleotides long. RefSeq names its product putative GEM-like protein 8. The record is from RefSeq and is a predicted model, not a curated record. The transcript is spliced from 4 exons. Bases 227 to 907 code for a protein of 226 amino acids. NCBI's taxonomy places the organism in Eukaryota, Viridiplantae, Streptophyta, Magnoliopsida, Fabales, Fabaceae.
CAACUAAACAUGCAAUCCUCAACUUUUGAAUUAUUUUCCUUUAGUCUUCUUCAUGAUGAUUCCUAGCUGACUCGUCCUUUUAAAGCUAAACUUUCAUCUUAUUUUCUUUUAACCAUAUAUAUACCCCUUUACAAUACAAGGAUUCAUCUACCAAAAUUUACAAGAGCUUUCCAAUACUUCUCACAAGCUAGUAGUCCUUUUCAAAGGCAAGAAACAUCAAACAAAAAUGAAAACCUCAUUUCUUAAUGAGUUACUUAAUGGAAUUUAUAUCUCCUCUAUUUACCCAACCGGGAAGUCGUCAACAAGAUACUUGCUUGAUUCUUCUAGCAUAUACAACAAAUCCAUCACAAAAUCAAAGCAAGGUAAAUUCAAUUCUGUUAUGACAAAAAUGAACAUAUUUGGGAGAAAGAGUGAUGGUUUUGCACAUGGAGUCCGAGAGCAUGUAAGACUUGGACCAAAGAUAACAGAAACGGUAAAAGGGAAAUUAAAGUUGGGAGUAAGAAUUCUUCAGGUUGGUGGAGUAGAGAAAGUGUUUAUGCAACUUUUUAGUGUUAAAGAUGGAGAGAAGCUAUUGAAAGCUUCGCAUUGCUACAUAUCAACCACAUCAGGUCCUAUAGCUGGCCUUCUCUACAUAUCAACUCACAAAGUUGCUUUUUGUAGUGACAAAUCCAUCAAGACCACUUCUCCCAAAGGAGAAUUAAUAAGAGUCCAAUAUAAGGUCUCUAUUCCACAUGAAAAGAUAGAGCAGGUCAACCAAAGUCAAAAUGUGAUGAAACCUUCAGAAAAGUACAUAGAAAUAGUCACCGUGGAUGGUUUCGACUUUUGGUUUAUGGGAUUUUUUAAUUACCGGAAAGCUUUAAGAUAUCUCCAGCAGGCUAUCUCUCAAUCUCAUAGAGAGAAGUUGUAGAAAUAGUCAAAUUGUUUAUCCUUACUGCUUCAUCAAUUAUUUUUUGAAGUUGCAGAGGUUCCAAAUAUGCACAAAUGUUCUACAUCAUUUUGUUAAUAGAAAAAGAUAUCUGUUUUUUAAACUUUUGGUUCCAUUCCACAUUCUAACAGACAAAGUUGUUAAACUCAGCUUUAACAAAGUUAAACAUCAGAUACGUUUCGGGUAAAUCUUCAAUUACAUUUAAUAUCAUAUGACAGAAACUAAUUCGACUAUGAUUCAUUUUAAUAAAUAAUAGGGAGCUCCAUUGGUCUCGUCUGUUACUUAUUUUUCUAUUAGCCAUGUUAAGUGUUGUAUUAUAUAGAUUAAGGAUAGAUACUAAAAGUGAUGGGGCUAAUUUUAAUUAGCAUUUCUGUUGCUUCUGUAUUAAGUUAUCUGCUAAUUAAUUGUAAUCUAGCUCAAACAGCUUAUAGUAUAUAAGAACACCUCCCUAACUCUGCUAGGUGGGAGUUUUUUGCCGCA